Messenger RNA from Erigeron canadensis, 804 nucleotides. RefSeq lists its product as uncharacterized. Bases 1 to 804 code for a protein of 267 amino acids. Lineage: Eukaryota; Viridiplantae; Streptophyta; Magnoliopsida; Asterales; Asteraceae. The record is from RefSeq and is a predicted model, not a curated record. The transcript is spliced from 2 exons.
AUGCGUUUUAAUGAUAAAUCGUUAAAUGAGUUUUUGACUUGUAAGGUUGGGAAUGGAAAGCGCAUACGAUUCUGGAAAGAUUUAUGGUUUGGUGAAAAACAGUUGAUGUAUAGAUGGCCAGCUCUGUUUGCAGGUGAUAGAGAUAAAAAUGCGACUGUGGCAGAUAAAAUUAAACAGGUGGAAGGAAGGGUGAUCUUGGACGAGCGAUGGGUUAUAAGAGCUGACACUGUUGCGGCUGUUUCAGAGAUAGCUGUAGUCAAAAAAAGUUUUCGAAAGGAGGUUAAUAUGCAGCAGAUUCAGCAGAUGAAAUGGGUCAGUUGGGUUCCGAUUAAAGUGAACAUCUUGUUAUGGCGCAUUGAAAUGGACAGAGUGGCGACCCGUUUGGCUUUGGUGAAGAGAAAUAUACAGAUCCAGGAUACAUCGUGCCCACUGUGCAAUGUAGACGCAGAAACGUCUUCACACUUAUUUGUUAACUGUGGGUUUUCUUAUGGUGUGUGGAGUGAUAUUUGGGCUUGGUGCAAAUUGUACCCAGUUGGUUUUAACUCGAUCAAAGAGAUCCUAACAUGGAUGGAAUCGAUUCAAAUGUCAGUUUGGGGGAAGAAACUUAUUCGUGGGAUGGUGAUGAUUACUUGCUGGAGCUUAUGGAAAGAACGGAACAACAAAGUUUUCCAUGAUUCUACUCCUAAGGUGAUUGAGGUGGUUGCGAAUGUUAAAUCUUUGUCUUUUCUAUGGUUUAAAUAUAGAUCGAGUAGGUCCGAUAUUGAGUGGAAUGAGUGGGUGAAAUACCCGCUGUAUAUAUUGUAA